Oryzias melastigma (Indian medaka) is the source of this 2431-nucleotide messenger RNA. Its product is annotated as artemin. The record is from RefSeq and is a predicted model, not a curated record. The transcript is spliced from 5 exons. The coding region runs from base 836 to 1726 and encodes 296 amino acids. Lineage: Eukaryota; Metazoa; Chordata; Actinopteri; Beloniformes; Adrianichthyidae. Gene Ontology annotation, molecular function: glial cell-derived neurotrophic factor receptor binding; receptor tyrosine kinase binding; growth factor activity.
CAGAAAAAAAAACGUGGCUUCUCCCUGUGUGACGGUCCCCUCCACCCCCCUGCCUCCCUCCACCAGCGGGAACAAAAAGACAUCUGAGACAUGGGGAUGGGGAGGAAAACCUCUCAGCGCUCUGUGAGGCCGCCGUCGUUGCCGCGCUCCGGUUUCACAGGCUUCAGACAGGCGGAGCGGCGCGCUGUUUUUACGCACAGCCACCGUCCUGCGGGGCAUUCACGGCGCCGUUCCGGAGCUGCUGGGCACCUGGCUGUGGGAGAAACGCCACUUAAUUGGAUACCAGAAUCUAGAUUAAGGUGAUUCUUCUCCUCUUUAUGCGCGUUUCUGCACAGAGGACGCGCGUGGCUGACCAAACGUGACGCGCGGACGUUUUUAUUUUCAACCUGGGAUAUUUUUUUUUAUCUAAAAGAGACUUUGGCACAGUUCUGUGAGGGUUUACAUUACGAUCUUCUUCAUAAGGGAAGCCGAGCACACUGAGAGGAUUUUUUCCACGUUGUUAUUUACUCAUUAACUUCACCAGCUUUUUUUGGCGACAAGACUGAACAGGUCGCAGUCGGUAAGAAAAGGGGAGCAGUGCCUUAAAAAAACUGGCUUCGUUUAAUCAAGCGAUGUGAGUCACCAAAGUAUUGAGGGGUACAGAUCCUGCGAGAGGCCUUGGCAGCACUGAGAGCAGAGGAGAGGCGUUCUGUUGGCGCACAAAGGAGCAGCAGGAGGAGGUGCCUCUUCGCCUUGAAGCUGCGCCGCUCUCGGACGGAUUCUUCAUGUUCGCUCCAGCCUCAGAGGAGACAGCCCGCUCCGAGCGUUUACGUGCCGUGACAGCACGCUGUCAGACAUGACGCGCCGCGCCGUAUGGAUAGCCAGGAACAUGAGCGCAGCGCAGCGCGGAAGAGGCGGCUCUCCGUUCCGCCACGGUGCGCUCUUGACGCAGAAAGCCCGCGCGACAGCAGGUGGGUCCAGAUGGAGGGUUCGGCGGAGGGACAGACGGAGCUCCGCUGUCACGUCGGCGAGCGCCAAGGUGCUGCUCUGGGUGCUGGUUUCUCUGCUGCCUGUGGUGGAAGGAGUUCACGUGAGAGCGGCUGCUGAAGGAUCCGACUCCAGCCACGCCGUGGGCGUCCUGGGAGGCCAGGAGGAGAAGGAGUUUCCAGUGACGCUGCCGGAGGUGGUGGAAGACAAGGAAGACGACAGCGACCCUCACUCCACCUGGCAUGCUCUCUACGAGCCUUUCGUGAUGGAUGAGAUGGAUGACCAUCCCAGCAUCCGCUGGGCGGGGCGCUCCCCGCGCUCCUCAGACCCCACAGAACCUCAAUCUAAAGGAUCUCAGAAGAAAAAGAAGAGGAAGAAAGACCCGGAGGAGGAGGAAGAGGCGGGAAAAGCGGACAGGAAGGGCAGAGACAGAAGCAGGCCCCCAAAGCAGAGCAGCCGGGACUGCCGGGUGGAGAAGAGGCAGAUGAAGGUGCGGGACCUGGGACUGGGCUUCGACUCGGACGAGAUCGUCCUCUUUAAGUUUUGCGUGGGCUCCUGCCAGUCUUCCAGGACAAACUACGACUUGGCCCUGAAAGCGCUGCUACAGAACGGCUCGCUGCCCCGCCGCACCGUCCGAAAGGUCACCAGCCACCCCUGCUGCCGACCCGACCGCUACGAGCCGGUCUCCUUCAUGGAUGCCCAAACAACGUGGAGGACCAUCCAGUCGCUGUCCGCCGCCAGCUGCAUGUGCAUGGGCUGAAGAGGGAAAAACCAGGAGGAGACGGUGACUAAAAGCUCCCGGAAAUGCUUUCAGUGCAGCCGGGGUGCAGGAUGACCAGAGGGGGGCGCUGUCACCCCGAUGAGAAAGAGGCUGCUCAAAGGCUGAGGAGAUGAUCAUCAGGGAAUCCCAGUCUGGAUUUAGGAUUAUUUUUCCACAAAUGCAAGAUGCUGAAGGCUGGACAUUACUUAUGCAGAUACAAACCACAGACCUCUAGUGUGAACACAUAUUUGAUGUGAGAGAAACCUGAAGGCAGAUGCUCGACUCACCGUUUAUAUUCAGACGCAGAUGCUGAAACCAGCUCUUUUUUGGUUAUUUCUACCCAAACAGGGACGUCACACUUGCAUCUCCUCUGUGUUCAGGUGAACUCAGCCAAAUGGAUGCCAUGCAUCUUCGUGUAUUACUGUGUAAAAGUAAACUAUAUUUAUUUUCAAAUAAAUUAUUUAUUUAUUACGGCUUCUUAUGAGAGCUAUUUUUACUGACUCUUUCAUGUAGAAAUAGGAAUACCUAAAUCUCUAAAAUAUUUAUUGCUAAGAUUCACAUUUCACGUUUACGGUGGCUUCUGCUCACACGUUUAUUUUGUUUGUUUUUUUCUACGUCGGAUUUUUACGGAGUCCCUAAAGGGACAUCAAAGUAAAAAAAAAAAAGAAGAAGUAAAAAAAAACGUUUUUUUCUAAUAGUGACUCG